Molecule: messenger RNA, 1131 nt
Organism: Eriocheir sinensis (Chinese mitten crab)
Lineage: Eukaryota; Metazoa; Arthropoda; Malacostraca; Decapoda; Varunidae
Gene: Prosalpha3
Product: proteasome subunit alpha type-4-like
Exons: 5
Coding region: 152-949 (265 amino acids)
Biological process (GO): ubiquitin-dependent protein catabolic process
Cellular component (GO): nucleus; proteasome core complex, alpha-subunit complex; proteasome core complex
Source: RefSeq, a predicted model, not a curated record
GGAAUAAAAUAAGUGAGAAGAUGAGUAAAAUAAGUGAGUGUGCGCAUGUGAAGGGUCAGCUGUUUGAGGCAUGGCGGCGAUGUACACAAACGCUGAGUAAUACCUGACAGAGAGCCACAGAAGCCGGUGAGGGCGUUACAAAGCUGAUAAAAUGGCUCGUCGCUAUGACUCGAAAACAACUAUCUUCUCCCCUGAGGGGCGGCUGUACCAGGUGGAGUAUGCCAUGGAGGCCAUCGGUCACGCCGGCACCUGCCUGGGCAUCCUGGCCAAUGACGGCAUAGUGCUGGCGGCCGAGCGGCGCAACACAAACAAACUCCUUGAUGACGUGUUUCUCUCUGAUAAGAUCUACAAAAUUGAUGAGGACAUGGCGUGCUGUGUGGCUGGCAUCACCUCCGAUGCCAAUGUCUUGACCAACGAGUUGCGUGCCAUCGCCCAGCGACACACCCUGCAGUUUGGCGAGCCCAUACCCUGUGAACAGCUGGUUAUGAGGCUGUGUGACAUCAAGCAGGCAUACACACAGACAGGAGGCAAGCGUCCAUUUGGUGUUUCCAUCCUGUACAUGGGCUGGGACAACAGGCAUGGCUACCAGCUGUACCAGAGUGAUCCCUCAGGCAACUACUCAGGCUGGAAGGCCACCUGCAUUGGCAACAGUAGUGCGGCAGCUGUGUCCAUCCUGAAGCAGGAGUACAAGGUUGGGGAGACAGACCUACAUGAAGCCCUGCUGUUGGCCCUCAAGGUGAUGAGUAAGACCCUGGACAUGACCAAACUCAACGCAGAGAAGCUGGAGCUGGCAACCCUAGUAAGGAAGGAAAACCGGACAGAGAUCAUUGUCAAACCUGUGGCCGAGGUGCAGGGAUUGAUCAAGGAACAUGAGAAGCGUGAGGCAGACGCUGAGGCUGCCAAGCAAGACAAGCAGUCUGGCCCUAGUACGAGCAAGCCAAAGGUCUAACCUAGUAGUGCAUUUAGGAUGUGUCUUCUGAGGUAAAGAGUAAGUGUCUGUUCUCAGCUUUUGAUUCUAUAUAUCAGUAAGUGCUGUACUUACAUCAUUGUUUUUUGUGAGGGAAAAUGUCUCUGCUUAGCCCACAUAAUCCCUAGUUAUAUCACUUUUUAAUAAAACAGUGAUAAAACUCA